AAGGUUACGUCGAAUUUGAGGUUAUAUUUUAAAACGUCAAAAGAAAUAAGUUUUUAAGAGUAACUACAAAUACAAGAAAUAUUCAUACACAAUGAGUGCAGAGUCAACUGGCACUGAUAUUUUGGAUCAAUACCGCAACAUUUCGAACAAAUUAAAAAAGCGAUUUCUUCGCAAACCGAACGUCACAGAAGCUUGCGAGUCUUUCAGCGCUUUGGGUAAACAAUGUGAAUCUUCAGAGCUGCCUUCGUAUGCAGGCAUGUGUUGGAUAUCGGCAGCUCGUUGUGAAGGCUCCUUGGGCAACAUUCCAGGCGAGGCUUCGUGUUUAGUGCGGGCAGCAAGACAGUUUUUGUCCGCAGAAGCCAAAGAUCAUGAUUUGGGUUGCCCCAGUCCGUCACAGGAAAACCUUGAAGCAGCUUUAGGUUGCUACGCUUACGCUUCUAGCCGCUACCCCGAAGACUGCAUGAUUCCAAUAGGAUUAAGACUAGAGUUAGUUGAUUUUUUGAACAAAGUAGACAGAAAUGAGGAUGUGGAAGAACAUCUUAGAACGGCUGUGGAACUGUCUGGAGAUAAUUUAGACACUAAACUCUACUGUCUAGAGAGAUUGGCGUCACAUUAUAUUGAAACACGUGAUUAUACCGGAGCUUUAAAUUCGUUUAAUGAAAUUGUGAAUAUCCUUGAGCGUCUACCGACAAAUGGAGCCAGAGCUGAAAUUCUUUUAAAAUGUGAAGUCAGCCGGGUGUUAUUGUUGUUGAUUUUGCGACCAGCGCCGCAGAAACUGUCACCAAAUUUAGCAAAGUUGCUUGAAAAGUACACCUGGGGAGACCAAAAUGAUAAAACUCUUAACGCUUGUGGAAUGUCAGAACGUAUGUUCAUCCUUCUGCAGUCACUGGUGGCAACAUGUCAGUCUUUAGAUACAACAAAUCUGGACCAUCUAGAAAGUGAACUGUGGAAGCUAGUGGGGAAUGAAGAACGAGAACUACUCAGAACUUUGGUCAAAAUUUAUCUUGAUGUUUAAAUUUUCGGUGUCAAAUUUAAAGUUGGCAAUGCAUGUGUCAAAAGAAAAAAUAUGUUGGUACCCAAAACAAUUGAAUCAGUUUUGCUGUCGUUUUUGAGUUGGACUUGGACUGAAUUU
Molecule: messenger RNA, 1132 nt
Organism: Zophobas morio
Lineage: Eukaryota; Metazoa; Arthropoda; Insecta; Coleoptera; Tenebrionidae
Gene: Hap40
Product: 40-kDa huntingtin-associated protein
Exons: 4
Coding region: 92-1015 (307 amino acids)
Biological process (GO): vesicle cytoskeletal trafficking
Cellular component (GO): early endosome
Molecular function (GO): protein binding
Source: RefSeq, a predicted model, not a curated record